Molecule: messenger RNA, 6486 nt
Organism: Nicotiana tabacum (common tobacco)
Lineage: Eukaryota; Viridiplantae; Streptophyta; Magnoliopsida; Solanales; Solanaceae
Source: RefSeq, a predicted model, not a curated record
AGUGGAGUCUACUAUUUAUGGAGAAAGUGGAGAAAGUGGUGUCUCCUAUUUUCUGUAAAAAGUCACACAGGACCCUUUUUGAACCUUUGGGCAUGUAUAAAUGGUCUGAUUAUUGAUGGUUGGUAAAUACGGGAAACAAAACCUGUAAAUGGGGUGGUUGCCUGUUCCUGGUUUAUCUCACUUGUCCACUCUAGAGUGUGAGUCAUGUCAGCUCGGUAAGCAUACUCACUCCCAUUUCCUUCGGCGUCCUGAUAAUCGAGCAUAGUCACCUUUCACUUUAGUUGAUUCAAAUGUUUGGGUUCCUAUCGGGCCAAUUCUACCUUGGGAUUUCGCUACUUUGUCAGUUUCAUUGAUGAUUAUUCGAGGUGCACUUGGAUAUUUUGGUGAAAAAUCGAUUCGAAUUAUUUUCUUUUCCAGCCCUUCCACAUUGAAAUUCAAAAUUAAUUUGGGGUUUCUAUCUGCAUAUUUCGUUGUGAUAAUGCCCUAGAGUAUUUGUCUUCCCUAUUUCAAUAGUUUAUGAACUUUCGUGGGAUUUUUCAUCAAACAUAUUAUCCAUACACAUCUCAACAAAAUGGGGUAGCUGUAAAAAAGAACAUAGAAACUGCUUGACCCUACUCAUACAAUCUCAUAUUCCAUUGCGUUUUUGUAGGCUGCAGUUCUUACAUCUUGUUAUCUUAUUAAUCGUAUGUCAUCCCCAGCUAUCCAGAAUCAAGUUUCAUUCUCUGUCUUGUUUCCCUAGUUCUCUCUUCAACCCUGUUUCUUUGGAAGAACGUGUUUUGUUCAUAACCUUACUAUAGAAAAAGAUAAGUUAGCUCCUCGUGCUUUUAAUUGUGUAUUUCUGGGUUACUCGAGGACGCAAAAGGAUAUCGAUGCUAUAAACCUGACCUCAGCGGUACCUAAUGUCUGCUGAUGUUACCUUCUUUGAAACCCAAUCAUAUUUCAUAGGUCCAGGUAAUCACUUAGAUAUUUCUGAGGUGCCACCAGUUCCAUCUUUGGGAGAUUCAGUCACUAUCUCCCAUUGAUCUUCGUCUACAACUCCCACUCACCACCUACAACUCCAAUUCCAGCUCCUCCACCUAUAGCGCCAGUUCGAUCACCUAGUCCAGUUCAACCUUCUACGACUCCACCGCUCCUGACUUAUCAUUGUCGUCCGCGCCCUGCAUCAGGCCCAGCUAGUUCACGUCCUGCACCUGACCUUGCUCCUACUGUGUACUUGUCUCCUUCUAGUCAACCGAUUGCACUUCAGAAAGGUAUACGGUUCACACUUAAUCUUAAUCCCCAUUAUGUCGGUUUACGUUGCCAUCGUCUGUCAUCACCUCGUUAUGCGUUUGUGUCAUCUUUGUUCCCUGUUUCCAUCCUUAAAGUUACAGGUGAAACACUGUUUCAUCGAGGAUGGCGACAAACUAUGAUUGGCGAGAUGUCUGCUUUAUAUACGAGUAGUACUUGGGAGCUUGUUCCUCCUCCGUCACGUAAAUCUACCAUUAGUUGUUGGGUGUGUGCAGUCAAAGUUGGUCCAGAUGGACAGGUUGAUCGACUUAAAGCUCGUCUUGUUGCCAAAAGGUAUACCUAGAUCAGUGUUUUAAGUAGCGAGCGCGACGUCGCUAAUAGCGUGUAGUAAAGCGACGCGAGGCAUUAGCGCUUUUUUGCUGUGUCGUGUUGCGAUUCAGAAAUGGUGCGCGCCUUUGCCUGUGUAGCGAGAGAAGGUGUGAAGCGACACUAUUUGGAAAAAAAAGGAAGAAAAGGCAGCGAUUUAGAUUAAAAUACAAAAUUAGGGCUUGGAUUUCACUUCUUCUCCUUCAGAGACCGAGCAACGACCAUUUCUCAGCAGCAGAGAAAUUAGGGCUUCAUUUCUUCUUCUUCUUCUAUCGUCAGCCAUCAGCACAGUAACCCAGGCAUGUUACUUUCUUUUCUUUUCUUCUUCUUCUCCUUUCUUCUUCUUCUUCUUCUAUUUCAGCUGUCUUUUUUUUCGACAGUUCGACUUCACCACUGCUGUCUAUUUCAGUUGUCUUUUUUUUCUUCGACAGUUCGACUUCACCACUGCUGUCUAUUUCAGUUGUCUUUUUUUUCUUCGACAGUUCGACUUCACCACUGCUGUCUAUUUCAGUUGUCUUUUUUUUCUUCGACAGUUCGACUUCACCACUGCUGUCUAUUUCAGUUGUCUUUUUUUUCUUCGACAGUUCGACUUCACCACUGUUAUCUUCUUCUUUUUUCUUUUUCUUCUUCAGUGAUCGGCUCUUUCUUCAUUUUUCUUCUUGUCUUUUUUUUUGCUCUGUUUUCGACUAGCAGCAGAGGCAGUAGCUCUUUCUUUCUUCCCUUCCUCUUUCUUCUUCUCUUAUUCUUUUUGGCUCUGUUUUUCGACCAGCAGCAGAAGCAGUAGCUCUUUCUUUUUAGGCUUUGUUUUGUUCGCUCUGUUUUUUCAAUUAUAUUCUUAUAGUCUUAUAGAGUAAAAUUAAUUGCAUAUUGACUUGAUAAUUUUUUUCUAUAAAACAACAUUGAAAUGGCGUCAUUCGAUAGUAAUAAACGAAAUGAUAGCUUGGAAUUAUGCUAUACAAGGCUCGUCAAGAUCCGCAAUUAAAUGUGUGUUUUGUGAAAAAACAUAUCAUGGUAGAAUAACUUGUCACAAGCAACAUUUGAUAGGUGGAUUUAAAAAUGUAGUACAAUGUCCUCUUUGUCCGUCCGAGGUCAGGGAGGAAGUAAAAGCAUUCGUUGAGAAGAAAAAUGUGACAAGAACACAAAUGAAUUAUGAAACAUCGGUGCCCCAAAACUCAAAAGAUAUCUUCAAAUAGUUCUAGUGGGUCAUCCACGGCACGUACGGUGACAAAAGGUCCUCUCAAUCUUUAUUUCUCGGCAAAACAACAAGAAAAAGGAAAAGGUGAUUAUGGUUCAGGUUUAGAAGCCAAGAAGAUUUUGAGGGAUCGCGCCGUAAGUGCCUUUGCAAGAUGGAUGUACGAUGCAGGGCUUCCUUUCAACUGUGUUAACUACAAAACUUUUGAUAAAUUCAUUGAGGUCGUAGGACAAUAUGACCCAGGAAUGAUGCCUCCUAGCUAUCAUGAAGUUAGAGUAACUCAUCUUAGAAAAGAGGUGAAGAUGAUAGACCAAAUUAUUGAGGAGCAUAAAGUGGAAUGGAACAAGUUUGGAUGUUCCAUUAUGAUGGAUAAAUGGACAACACGAAAUGGAAAAAUGGUCAUAAAUGUGUUUGUGAACCCUCCAAGAGGGAGUGUUUUUCUUGAAUCUUACGAUGCUAGCAACUCUUCUAUGGUGAAAGCAAAAUGUAUAGCUUGUUUAGAAAGACUAUUGAUAAAAUUGGAAAGGAAAAUAUUGUACAAGUUACCGAUAAUGCUAGUGAGAAUGCUAGUGCGGGUAAGAUGAUGGAAGCUAUGUAUCCACACAUUUAUUGGACUCCAUGUGCUGCUAUUGUAUCAACUUGAUGUUUGGUGACAUAUUCAAGGAAAACCCAUAUGCUUCAGGUAACUUAAUAUAGUUAUCUUUGAAGCUUUAACUUUAUUUAUACUUAUGUCCUAUUAAGUAUCAACUAUAAAAUUAUUAUUGUUACUUUUACAGAUUUCACUAAGGCCGUCAAGAUAUAUUCUUACAUCAGUCAGAGGCCGUUGCUGUUGAAUUUGAUGAGGAAAUUCACAAAUGAAAGAAAUUUGGUGAGACCGGCCAAGACUAGAUUUGCAACGACUUUCUUAACUUUGCAUAGUUUUUACUUGCAAAAGAAAAACUUGAGAAAGCUAGUUCUUUCAAAUGAACGGAAAGAUAAUAGAUAUGCAAAGGAAGCUGCGGGGAAAGAAACUGCCAAAGUUCUUAUUUCUCCAUCAUUCUGGAAUGACGACGUUCAGGCUCUUAAAGUUGGUGGUCUUUUGAUUAGGGUGCUUCAUAUGGUGGAUGGGGAGAGAAAAGCACCAAUGGGCUAUCUUUAUGAAGCUGUGAAUAGAGCCAAAGAGACUAUUGAAGCGUCAUUUGAGAGAGAUGUUAGGAAAUACGAGAAAGUUUUUAAGAUUAUUGAUAGCAGGUGGUCGAAUCAACUCCAUCUACCUUUGCAUGCAGCAGGCCAUCCUCUGAACCCGCAUUAUUUUACAAGAACACUAGAUAUGACACUUUGGAUUCAGAGGUGUGGGUUGGAUACCAUCAAUGUCUUGAGAAGUUGGUCCUCGAUUCAGCGAUGGUAGAUCAAAUAGGGGAGGAGUUUGGUAGGUACUCACAAGCAGAUGGCCUAUUUGGUUUACAGGCGGCCAUUAGAGCCAGAGACAAGAGGUCACCAGUUGAAUGGUGGAUGCAAUUUGGACAUCAAACUCCAAACUUGAAAAAGUUUGCCAUCAAAGUACUAAGCGUAACUUGUAAUGCAUCUGGAUGCAAGAGAAAUUGGAGCAUAUUUGAGCAUAUUCACUCUAAGAAAAGGAAUAGGCUUGAGCUAUCGCAUCUCAAUGAUCUAGUGUAUAUUAAAUACAAUAGAACAUUGAGGCGACGUUAUGAAGCUCGCGAUACCAUUGAUCCAAGUUUGUUGGAUAACAUUGACAAGGCAAAUGAAUGGUUAACUGGAGCCCCCCAAAAUCAUGAAGAUGAACAAGUGUAUGUAGGAGAUGAUCUUGAUUGGGGUACUGUUUCAAUGGCGGCUGGAGUUGAGGAGAAUAUCUAUGGUCUUCGAGGGAGUUCUUCAAGCUUAAAUUACAAGGGAAAGGGAGUAGCAAGUUCAAGCCGGUCCCUAAUUGAUGAAGACUCCGGGGAUGAAGAAGAUAAUAGCCAAUAUAAUGCUAACAUUCUUGAAGUUCUAGAAUUUGAAAAUCUUGAAGAAGAAUUGAUGUUGCUUGUUUUAGACUUUUAAACUUAAGUUUAUGAAUCUACUAUAACUAUCCGUUGAGUUUUUAAUUUUUGAAUUGAUAUAUUUAUUAAUAUAUUAUUGUUAUUGAGUUUUUAGUUAUAUAUAUAUUGUCGCUUCACAUCAAAAAGGCAAGCGCGCCUCUCGCCUCAGUGAAGCGGGCCCUCGUCACUAUUUGUUGCCGCACGCUAUCCAAAACACUGACUCAAAAAUUUGGGUUUGAUUGCAGUGAUACUUUCUUCACGUGGCUAAAAUAACAUCAGUCUGCCUUUUUUAAUCCAUGGUUGUUGUUCGCCAUUGGCUUCUCUAUCAGUUGGACAUUAAGAAUGCUUUUCUUCAUGGUGACCUUGAGAAUGAGGUUUAUAUGGAACAACCACUUGGUUUUGUUGCUCAGCGGGAGUCUAGUGAUCUUGUAUGUCGGUUGCGUCGGUCCCUCUAUGGUCUAAAGUAGUCUCCUCGAGUCUGAUUUGGUGGUUUAGCCAGUUAUUCAGGAGUUUGGCAUGACUCGUAGUGAAGUUGAUCGCUCUGUGUUUAAUCGGCAUUAUGCUUUAAAUCUAUGUAUUUAUCUGGUGGUUUAUGUUGAUGAUAUUGUUAUUACCGGCAAUGAUCAAGAUGAUAUUACUAAGUUGAAGCAACAUCUCUUUCAGCACUUUCUGACUAAGGAUCUGGACAGAUUAAAGUAUUUUCUAGGUAUUGAGGUCGCUCAAUCUAGCUCAGGUAUUGUGAUCUCACACGAAAAUAUGCAUUAGAAAUCCUGCAAGAUAUAGGCGGCUGGGUAAAUUCAAUUACCUCACAAUAACUAGACUUGACAAUUCCUUUCCUGUGAGUGUGGAGAAUCAAUUUAUGAAUUCUCUCUGUGAUAGUUAUUGGGAUGCAGUUGUUCGCAUUCUUCGAUAUAUAAAAUCAGCUCCAGGCAAAAGAUUAUUGUUUGAACAUAGAGGCCAUGGGCAAAUUGUUGUGUACUCAAAUGCUGACGGCGCAGGAUCACCUUCUGAUAGACGUUCUACUUUUGGAUGUUGUGUUUUAGUAGGAGGUAGUUUGGUGUCUUGGAAGAGCAAGAAACACAAUGUGGUUGCUAGGUCUAGUGCAGAAGCAGAAUAUCGAGCAACGACUGUGGGAACAUGUGAGCUGGUUUGGAUCAAACAUUUGCUCAAGGAGUUGAAAUUUGGUGAGAUCAACAAGAUGGAAUUUGUGUGUGAUAAUCAAGUUUCCCUCAUAUUGGAUCAAAUAUGGUGUUUCACGAGAGAACUAAACACAUUGAGAUUGAUUGUCACUUCGUUAGAGAAAAGAUACUCUCAGGAUAUAUUGCUACAAAGUUUGUGAAGUCGAAUGAUCAGCUUGCAGAUAUUUUCACCAAGUCUCUCACUAGUCCUCGUAUUGGUUAUAGAAAGAAUUACAAGAAAAUACACAUGACUUCACACCAUAACAAAAAAUGACCCAUGUUUUUAAGUUUUACCCGACCUAGCCCAUAUUGUACAUAUUUUGAAAGCACUAGCAAAUUCAAAAUUUGUGUUCUUACAACCAUUGCUUCUAAAAGCUAUGGAGUUACAUAUGUGUUCUCACAAUCAUUGCUUUCACUCCCUCUUCUUCUAAUAUCUUCUACAUAUGCUUCAAGGGCCCGUAUAUUUUCUGCUUCUCCUCUUAUGUCACUUGGUUGCAAUGUAAGA